Spinacia oleracea (spinach) is the source of this 2985-nucleotide messenger RNA. RefSeq names its product zinc finger CCCH domain-containing protein 53. Gene Ontology annotation, molecular function: RNA binding; metal ion binding. Bases 159 to 2393 code for a protein of 744 amino acids. Lineage: Eukaryota; Viridiplantae; Streptophyta; Magnoliopsida; Caryophyllales; Amaranthaceae. The record is from RefSeq and is a predicted model, not a curated record. The transcript is spliced from 9 exons.
UUCCAUUUUUUGCCCUUUUCAUCUUCAUCUUCCAUAAAUUCAAAACCCAUCUCUACCAUUUCAUCUUCUUCGUCUUCUUCCUCCUCCAUUUUCCACCAUUUCUCUCUCUCUACCAACAAAAAAAAACUGCUCAACUUUCUCUCUCCUCGGCUCUUCCCAUGGAGUCGUACGACGCAACACGAGCAGUUUUCUCCAGAGUACAAAGCAUAGAUCCAGAAAACGCAUCAAAAAUCAUAGGUUACAUUCUUCUACACCAUGGUGAAAAGGAUAUGAUACGGUUUGCUUACGGCCCAGAAACACUCAUACUUUCAAUUGCUAACAGAGCCAAAACUGACUUAGGACUUUCGUCGAACACUUCAUCUGCAUCAUCCCAAACACCAAACUUAAACUUGGUUACUUCAUCUUCUUCUUCGCACCCUAUUACUAUUUCUAGACCCAACCCACUUUCACUUCCUCUCUCUUCUCCGAGAUUAUCCGGUAAUGGUGUCGGGUUUAACCCGUCUUCUCCUUCUUCGCCUUCGGUGUGGGCCCACCACCACCACAACAACAACCAGUCUGUAAGCCCUAAUUCUCUCUCCUACGCUGCUGUUGUUAAUGGAACUUGCAAUAAUAACGGUAACAAUACUACCACAAAUGGUGGGUCUUUCUCUUCUUCUUCACUGGGUUCUCCUCAAAUUGGGUUUUCUGGGAAUCAUAAUAAUAAUAACAACAGUGGUAGUGAUGAGUAUCACUUACAAGAGCAACAAGGCAUGUCGUUUGUUGACCCGUUAUUCUCGAAAAAUGUCGACUUUUUCGAGCAGUCAUCCAUGGAUUUAAUGAGCCCCGGUUGCAGGAGUGAUUCCAUGGUUUACCCGUCGUUCUGGGAAAACUCCUCUUCUUCUCCUAAUGGGAUGGAGAAUAGCACCACCGCAGCCGCGGCCGCCGCUCAUUUCCACCACCGUCGGAGUGCCUCCUUCAACGACAUGUACUACGGAUCUGACGAUUCUACUUCCGGGUUCGGGUUCAAGCCUUGCCUUUACUACACUAGAGGCUUCUGCAAAAAUGGGAGUUCCUGUAAGUUCGUCCACGGCGGCGGUAGUUGCGGCGGAGGUGGCGGGUUUUCAGAUUCCGGUGAUAAUUGUGGCCCACCACCACCCAUGGUUGGUUCUCCUUGUAGCAACAAAUACGACGCUUUUGAACAGUGUCAAGAAGAGAUUUUUAGGUCUAAACUUGCCCAACAACAACAAAGAUUAGUUGCUGCUCAGUUAAUGGCUGCCGCCGCCGCUGGUGGUGGUGGUAUGAGUUUACCUUACAACAAGUUGAAUUUCCUCCAAUCUGAAGCUCAAAGAUCUGCAGCAGCUGCAUUGAUGAUGGGAGAAGAGUUUCAUAAAUUACAUGGUCGUUCAAGAAUGUCAAGAAAUGAUUUUGCUGCCAUGGAUUCCAACCCUGGUUCUAGACAGAUUUACUUAACAUUUCCUGCUGAUAGCACUUUCAAAGAAGAAGAUGUUUCUUCUUACUUCAACUUAUAUGGACCAGUCCAAGAUGUGAGGAUCCCAUAUCAGCAAAAGAGGAUGUUUGGGUUUGUUACAUUUGUGUAUCCUGAAACUGUGAAGCUCAUUUUGGCUAAAGGAAACCCUCAUUUUGUCUGUGAUUCUCGUGUUCUUGUUAAACCAUACAAAGAGAAGAGCAAACUUCCAGACAAGAAGCAACACCAGCAACAGAUGGAAAGAGGGGAGUAUUCGUCGUGUUCGAGCCCGUCUGGGCAUGAUUGUAGGGAUCCAUAUGAGUUUCAGCUUGGAGGGAGAAUGAUGUACAGUACUCAAGAAAUGUUGUUGAGGAAGAAGUUGGAAGAACAAGCUGAUUUCCAGCAAGCUCUUGAGUUUCAAGGAAGAAGAAUGAUGAGUUUGCAGCUUUUAGAUUUGAAGAAUCAACAACAACAACACAAUGCUGGAUCACCCAUUUCCUCUCCUCAUAUGCCCACCCAUUUUCACCCGAAUCAAACUGGUGCUCCGAAUGGGAUCAGUCCUGAUGGUUCAGAAGAAAAUAAUGGGAGUCCAACUAGGGUAAGUGAUGAGCAAGUUGCUGAGGAAGGAGUCAAUGCUAGUCUGAGUAGUGAUUGCAAUGGCCAAAGUAAUAAGGAAGAUAGACCCAAAACUGAAGAAAGUGAGCUGGCUGAAAGUGGUUUGGAGCAUAUUCUUCCUGAUAGCCUCUUUGCUUCGCCGAAGAAAUCAGCCACCGAGCAGCAACGGGGAUCGUCGGUUUUUCUGCCGGAGUUUGAUAUUAAUAAUAAUAAUAGCGCCGUCAAUGGUAGUGACUCGUCGUUGCCUGCCUCUUCUCCUCUUGGGUUGGCUCAUAAAUCGUGUUACUUCGAAAUGCCGAGGGUUUCCCCUGGGCAAGGUGCUUUAGGAAUGUAGCUAGUUUCAAACUAUGGACAGCAACUUGGGGACUUCCCUUGCUUAAAAGUUUGACAAUCAAUGUAUUUCAAGAUUGCACAAGAUGGGAAGGGAAAUCCCCAAAAGCUGUACAGCCCGAAAAACCCGACCCGACCCGUCUCAACCCAACCCAUACUCAACAACAUCAAAGGAAAAAAAAGAAAGAAAGAAAGAUCAAGUAGGAAAAAGGAAGGUCUUCUCAGAGAUCACCAUCAUCAUCAUCAUUAUGAUCAUGAUCAACAUCAUCUUCAACAAAAUACAUAAUAGUUUUUUUUUUUUUUUUAAUUUUAAAUAUUUUGGUUUUUACAAGAAAUAGAUAAAAAUGCAUACUUAGGGGUACAGAUAGACUGAUUUUAUGAUAGUGGGGGUCUUUCAUGACUUUUGUAUCCUCUCUGUAGGUGUGUACUGGUACUGGACCACACAACAAAAGGAUUUAAGAACAACAAGAAGAAGAAGAAAAAAAGCUAGUUAUUUUUACUAAAGUUUUUUUUUUUUAGUGGUAACCCUUUUGAUUAUACUAGUAGAAGUUCAUAUGAUUAAUAUAUAUAAAUAGAAUUUCUCUAAAUUUUUUUCG